Messenger RNA from Chiloscyllium plagiosum (whitespotted bambooshark), 3536 nucleotides. The record is from RefSeq and is a predicted model, not a curated record. Lineage: Eukaryota; Metazoa; Chordata; Chondrichthyes; Orectolobiformes; Hemiscylliidae.
AUGGCGGCCAGACCUUUAUCCAGCUUCGUUCCCGGUAAUCGUAGAAUCCUGGGCUUGUGUUUUGUUUAUUUUUCAGUGGAUUGUCUCAGCCCGUCAAAGACCGGUCCCUGCCGUGCAUCGUUUCCCAGGUGGUUUUACAACGUCUCCUCCAAAACCUGCAAUGAAUUCACUUACGGAGGCUGCCUUUCCAAUGGGAACAACUACAGGAGUGAGCAGGAGUGCUGGAAGUAUUGCAAUGGAGUCACAGAGCCAGGAAGUAAUUCAGUGCCAGUACUAAGCAGAAGUAUCUCAAGUCUCAAGGACUGUUCCGGGCCGUGUGCUGCGAGUCAGUUUCAGUGUGCGGAUGGCUGCUGUGUCUCUCGCGACCUCCUGUGUGAUGGCACCACUCGAUGUCUGGAUAAGUCGGACGAAGAUUACUGCCGAGCUGUCCGAGAUAGUUACGACCAGUUGAUCAAGAAACAGGACCCGGGUCCACAGGAUAAUGAGCGAUGUACAGCUCCGAAGAAGGUUGGCAGCUGUCGGGCCGCGUUUCCACGUUGGUAUUUUGACACGAAGUCACGGAGCUGCCGCGAGUUUGUCUACGGAGGCUGCAAGGGCAACAAGAAUAACUUUGUCAGUGAGCACCAGUGUCUUGUGGCAUGUGCUGGGCUGAAAGAGGAUGUCCCUGAGCCCCACAAACUCCAGAGCGAGACGGAUGAUAAAGAGUACUGCUUUGCCCCAGUAGUGACCGGUCGGUGCCGAGCGUCCUUCCCGCGCUGGUUUUACAAUCCCGCCAGCUUGAUGUGUGAGCGAUUUGUCUACGGAGGUUGUGGAGGGAACAAGAAUAAUUAUCCCUCUGAGUUAGCGUGCCUGGCCAGGUGCACAGGGAAGACAGUCCCCGUGGAUAACCAGAAGGACGAGGAGGACGGAGAGUUCAAUACCCAGCACCAUGCGGGAACCCCUCAUAAUGUUCCUGCCAUUUCGAUGGUGAUCCUGCUCUCGAUCUGUGUCCUCGUCCUGUUGGGGGGAGUCAUCUACUUCAUCGUCAAACUGACCAAGACUGACCACACGGUCUCCUACCAGCGUGCACCCCACAGAGACGAUAAGGAGACUCUGAUCAGCACGGUGCCCCUGUAAGGUGUAACUCACUCGUGGGGCUGUGGAGCGUGUGGCAAACAAAAGCAAAAUAGUACAUUUUUACAACCUUUACCCUCGUGUCUUGUCUUCAGAAUUGCCACUACAGAGCGCGCAUGCGAGAGAGAGAGAUUUAAUCUGUAUUUCAUUUGCAAACCCUUCCCUUGUCUCCAUCCUAACCUUUUCUAGUUUACUCUGUACUGAUGAAGGGUAGACUUUAGCCAGGCAGGUCCCUGUAAUGACAAGCUGACUGGAGGACGGAAAUUGAAACUGGCACACCGCCCCCAGGGGUGGGGGGAGUGUCCCUCGGAUGUGGGUGGUGGAGAGAUACAGGUGAUGCUGAAGGAGUGCUGGGAAGAGACCCUCUGGGUUAGGGGGAUUGUCCCGAGGGGGGUGUGGAGUAACCCUGGGGGAUGGGGAGUGUUUGUCCCUAUUUCAUUUCGAGAUUGCGACUGACCCCAGUCGAAUUAUGUGGGAUUUAAUUUGGGAUUUGGGAACAGGCUUUCCCAAUCCUUGUGGUUGGAUUUCUCCUCGGGUUUUUACGUUGAUGGGAGCGGGGGAGAGCUGGGUUUCCCUGGUUGGUCAGUUUUGGGUGUUGGCUCAAUGUGUGUGCUGCGCUGGAUCCACACAGAGCUGCUGGUGGGCCCCAGUGCCUCUGGGAGGGGUCAUCGUGAAGGAUGUGUCCAGGGUUAGCUGUUAGUUACAGGUUCAGCCCAAGUGAGGAAUGUUUCCUGACUCUGGGAGUUGCCGGAAUGGAGGUGCUGGGGUUAGGUAAGGUCAGGCAUCACACGACUCCAGGUUACAAUCCAAUGGGUUUAUUUGAAAUCACAAGCUUCCAGAGCGCUGCCCCUUUGUCGGGUAGUUUGUCAUGUGACUUCUGACUGUUUCCAUUCACGUUUUUGGGGGGUGGAUGGGAGUCACAGCUGAUUGGCAGUGUUCACUCUGGACGUGUCUUUUUGCGCCAUCACCUGAGAGAGUUGCGUAUGACCCCGUGACCUCUAAUCCCUUUUCGUUUCUUUGACCCGCCUCCUGGGGAACCUGAAACCGUCUCCAGGCAACGGCUUGUCUCCGAACCUGGGGAGGGUGGGGAUCGAACCUGCGCCUGUCACCUUGUUCCUUGGGUUGGGGAGCGUGGAGCAGGAUGGAGAGCAAUUGGAAGUCUCUCCUCCUGGCUGGUCAAAUCGCAACCAGGUCGGUUCCUGACUCGCCCAAAAUGUCAAGGGAAUGGGUCUCUGGCGCAGUUCAGAGCUGGGGGUCUCAGGAUUUUCCAGUGCCUCGGGGUGUGGGGGCCAGUGCUGACAGGACCACUCCAGGUCUGGCAACAGUAUUAAAAAUUCUCCCUCCCAACCCUCCUUGGCUCUCUGUCCACACGAGGACUAUAAUCUCCCAAAGCCCAGAAAGAUUGGAGGUGGACACUGAAUAUUUCUCACAUUACGUGGAUGUAAAGUCGAGCGUUGACCAUUUUUAUGAUGUCAGCGAUGAGCUGAGGGUUUCCAGCUGGUUCCCCUUUCUGACCGUCCGUUUCUCAAUGUGAAACUGUUCCUCUCUUUCACAAUCCCACAUCCUCCUUCCUCGCUGCAGCCAUUGCUGUUGGACAGGAUCGAGGUGUCAAUGACUCUGCAAUUGUGCUGCACUUGAGUAGCUGCCUGUUUGUAGUCCAGGUGUGAGACUCUCUCCAGCCUGGACUUCACACGGGAGAGAAAGCUGUGGGCUUGUGUGUCUGACUGACGCGCUCCAUGUCAGUGUCUGUCAGUGUGCAUGUGUCUCUGUGCCUGGCUGGGUGUGUAGUUGUGUCUCUAACUGUUCCUUCCUCACAGUCACUGCACUGAGUCCUGAAACAGUUUAAGCUCCACGAAGUGAGAACACCACUUUGUACUCUGAGGAAUACGCAAGCCUGGCUUCAGUGUUGGAUCUUUGCAAUCUGCUCUCUGUCCCUUGUACUCACUUUCUCUUUCUCUCGCUCGCGCUUUCACACACCUUCAACUCCUGAGCACCACUCUCCAGCUCACACUAACCUUAGACAGUGUCGUGUGUGCGACCAUUCUGAUCAGUAAACCUCUGGGUGGAUUUGUACUCCUCUUUCAGUUUAUUUUUUAUUAAUAAUAAUAAUAAUAAUAAUCUUGAGAUUUUCUAUUUAAAAUCAUGUGUGGAAUCAAACAAAUCAAUUGUUAAAGAAACUGGAUUUCGAUUUUUUAAAUUUUUUUUUUCCUUAACUUUUUAGACUUGAAAUUAUUAUAAUGACCAACCAAAAACAGUGAGUGAUAGCAGGCGAAAGCAAGCUUGGAAUUUGUAAAUUGAAAUGUGUGCAUGGUUUGGGCAUUUUUAACUAUUAAGUUUAGUCUUAAUACUCAGGUGAUUGGGAAUCUCAGACUGGAGUUUGUCUUCUGUAAUAUUACUUGGAAUAAAAUCUUUUUAGAAGUUUU